Molecule: messenger RNA, 792 nt
Organism: Strongyloides ratti
Lineage: Eukaryota; Metazoa; Nematoda; Chromadorea; Rhabditida; Strongyloididae
Product: Zinc finger, C2H2 domain and Zinc finger C2H2-type/integrase DNA-binding domain and Zinc finger,C2H2-like domain-containing protein
Exons: 2
Coding region: 1-792 (263 amino acids)
Biological process (GO): regulation of transcription by RNA polymerase II
Cellular component (GO): chromosome
Molecular function (GO): chromatin insulator sequence binding
Source: RefSeq, a predicted model, not a curated record
AUGACGUCUCAUGAAAAUUUAUCAUCAACCAUUGCGCUAUUAGAUGCUCUUACGACAACUGUUUAUAACAAUACUUAUAUAAACAAUUAUAUUUUACAAGAAAAAGCUAAUUUUUUAUUUUCCCCAUCAAAAAAUAAUGUUCCUUUAUAUUUACAUGACAAAAAAGAUGAUGUUUUGGUCAAAAAUUUAAAAGUUAUUGGUAGCUGUAGAAUUUGUAAAAAAACAUUUCUAAAACACAUUGAUAUGAUUCAUCAUAUUGUUGAUCAUUAUCCAAAACAAUUUUAUUCAUUUGAUAUUACCAAAGCAACAACCACGUUAAUGGACAAUGAUUCAUGUCAAAAUCAUUUUAAUAACAAAAAAAUUAUUUAUAAAAAAGAAAGAAUAUUAAGAAAUAAAAAUAAAUUUUUAUUAAAUUAUGAAGAUUUAAUAAGUGAUCUCGGUUAUGCUAUGUGUUCAAUAUGUUAUCAAACAUUUAAUACUAAUUAUGAAUACCAAAAUCAUAUCAAUCAUCAUUUAAUGAUGAUAAAUUCAAUUAAAACUUCUCAAACAAAUAAAAUACCUUAUAAUAUACCAUUAGAUGAUAAUUUAUUUACAUUAAAUAACUUUUUAACCAAUUCAACUAAAAAGUGUACUAAAUGCAAUCAACAUUUUUAUAGUUCAUUUGAUCAUAAUCUUCAUAUGGGACAACAUAAAAAGUAUUCUUAUGAUUGUAAAGAUUGUGGAAAAUGUUUUGAAACGCGGAAAAAAUUAUCUCUUCAUAAUAAAAAUCAUAAAAAUGAAAUAUUACCAUAA